Messenger RNA from Agrilus planipennis (emerald ash borer), 1759 nucleotides. Its product is annotated as stabilizer of axonemal microtubules 2-like. The record is from RefSeq and is a predicted model, not a curated record. Gene Ontology annotation, biological process: microtubule anchoring. Gene Ontology annotation, molecular function: microtubule binding. Bases 142 to 1650 code for a protein of 502 amino acids. The transcript has a single exon. NCBI's taxonomy places the organism in Eukaryota, Metazoa, Arthropoda, Insecta, Coleoptera, Buprestidae. Gene Ontology annotation, cellular component: centriole; sperm flagellum; axonemal microtubule.
ACAUCUGCCUUUCAAACAAAUAAUCUGUCAUAAUCUUCUCAAAGUAUUUUUUUGUGAAGACAUUUAAAUAUUAAUCAUUUUUAUCGUAUUUUUUACAAUCCAUUUUUAGAGCACAUUAUAUUAUUUAUUGUAAUAAUAAUAAUGGCAGUUGUACUUGAACAACAACCCUGUAUGAGCCCUGCUGCACCCCCCGUGAAAUCAACGGCUGUUAAAUUUGAUAACUCCUGUCGAACUUGUGCACCAGGUUGUCCAUGCUGUCCCGUGGGUACGAAACAGGAAUGCGUUUACGUUCCUCCAGAAGUCCCAAAGUCCUUUAAACCCGUUAAGAAGUAUUUACCACCGGAAAAGGGUGUUUAUGACACCACAUACAACAAAACAUAUGUUCCAAAGGAGUCAACAGCACAAAAGAUGAUAUUUCAUGAAGACAACAUCACUGUUGGAGUCGGUAAAAUGGAUACCAAUACUGUCAAUAGGCUAUCGUAUGUAGCCCCAACGAAUUUUCGAAGACCCGCUGAAUUUCGUCUCUGCGACCACAAUCUUCAGGAAAACGGCCCAGUUCAACUGAUUACUACGCAUAAACAUGAUUACAUACCCCUCCCAUUAGAAACGAAAAGCAAAACCGAUAAAUACGAGGACGGUUUAACCCUAAGCAAAGCUCCCUUCGAUGGUACUACUGUUACUCAACUAUCUUACAUACCGUUAAAUGUUAACGAAGCUAAAGUUUUCCCAUACAGAUAUAAAGAUAACAUGAAACUCUCUGCAGAGAAGAUCGAUCUUAAUACAAUCAACCAGCUCUCAUACAAAUUCUGGGGCUUACAACCCCCAGAAGAAAAACCGUGGGCAAAAGCGAAAGCUUACGAAAAGUCGGGACCUCCGUUGGAAUCGUCCACUAUUUACCACGAGAGCUAUCCUCCCUAUGCGUUAGGCCCAAAACUACAAUCGUACAAGCCUUUACCUAAAUACUUGCCUCCCGAGAAGUUCGACGAUGGCACUGUCUACAGGAUGAGUUAUAAACCUGCCCAAACCGACAAACCGCAGAAGUUUGAACCUAAGCAUGCAAUAGGUCUCAGUCCUGAGAAAAUUUACUCAGAAACGACAAAUAAUUCUUCGUUUAGAUGGUACUCCAGCAGCGAGAUUUCCCGAGAAUCAUUACACAGGUUAUCUGAUCAUAAAUUAAUUGGAGAUGGACCCAUGCAACUGCUGACAACACAGAAACAGGAUUACGUUCCAAUGCCCUUCGAAAGAGCGCAACCGUUACGAAUGGGGGACAAUUUGACCACCAGCAACCAACCCUUCACUGGACAAACGUGCUACCGAGCAAGUUAUCAACCCGUCGAGUCUGGUAACAAUUUAGUGAAACCGAUACGAUGUCGGACUCAUAUAAAAUUACCCGAUGGACCCAUGGAUCUUAAGACUGUUCAUCAGACGUCAUAUACGCCUAUUGGACAGCAACCUCCGGUUUCUAAGCCGUGGGCCGAAAAACUUUCAUACGAGCCGCCAAAACUACUUUUAGAAGGUCAUACGACAAAUUCUCUGAGCUACCAACCCCCAGGAAGAUUUGUGUGCACCUCCAAACCAGAUCCGAGUUCAACUGCGAAAUGCUGCUGCCCCUCGUGUUGCUGUGCUUCUAAAAAUAAUCCGCCGCAGUAAAUAAAGAAUUUCUAAAACAACUGAAUUUGGCUCAAUUUUCUUUCCAAUGGCUUUUUGCUAGCGGUUGCGGCGGUACCGGCCGUUUUGUAUUGUCUAAUGACAAAAAAGC